Molecule: messenger RNA, 300 nt
Organism: Protopolystoma xenopodis
Lineage: Eukaryota; Metazoa; Platyhelminthes; Monogenea; Polystomatidea; Polystomatidae
Source: the annotation of a GenBank genome assembly
AUGUCGAAUGUCAACAUCACAUGUCCAAGCAACAACUACUCACCGCCCCUUUCAAAUGCUGUCUCUCUACGAUACCAUCAACUUCGCAUCUCAUCGUUGCGCAGCAUUUUAACUUGGCAUCAUCACGUCCUAUCUUCAAUCCGCGUCUUCGCACCACAUCUUCAUUUCGUGUCUUUAGGCACAUGGCUUCAGCUUCUACUCGCCGAGCCUUACGAACGACGUCUUUUCAUAAUUCCUCUUCAGCUGGCACCUUGGCACCUCGUCCUUAAUCUCAAUAUUCAUACUACAUCUCUGCAUCUU